AUGCUCUACGAACUAAUCGCAAUCGUCCGCACGGGCAACGUCAAUUAUGUAAAAGACAUCGCCCGCACAACCGGCACCCUCAUCCUCCAAAACAACGGCACAAUCCGCAACCUCAACAACUGGGGUGUCUUCGACCUCCCGCACCCCAAACUCGCCCACCAAAACACCCACUACAAAGGCCACUACUUCCACCUCACCUUCGACGCCUCCGUCCCCUGCACCACCGAAAUCACACGAACCCUAAAACUGAACCCGCACAUGAUCAAUUUCGGGAUCGUGAAACUGGGGGAUAAGCUGGGCGGGAAGAGUAAUCAGAGAGGGAAGAUUGAGGAUGUUACGGGGAAGUUGGAGUGGAAUAGGGAGGCGUUAGUGGCCGUGGAGCAGGGUGGGAGUGGUAGUGGUGGUGGUAGUGGUAGUGGUAUUGGUAGUAGGAUGAUGGGGCAGGGGUUGGGGGCGGGGAGUGCGACGACGGCUGAUGAUUUGUUUUUGAGUGGGUCGUUGAAUACGAGGAGGGAAGAUUGGGCGAAUACUCAGUCGAAGUUCCGGUAA
This is a messenger RNA of Lithohypha guttulata, 549 nucleotides long. RefSeq lists its product as uncharacterized. Gene Ontology annotation, cellular component: mitochondrial small ribosomal subunit; ribosome. The transcript has 3 exons. Bases 1 to 549 code for a protein of 182 amino acids. NCBI's taxonomy places the organism in Eukaryota, Fungi, Ascomycota, Eurotiomycetes, Chaetothyriales, Trichomeriaceae. Gene Ontology annotation, molecular function: small ribosomal subunit rRNA binding; structural constituent of ribosome. Gene Ontology annotation, biological process: translation. The record is from RefSeq and is a predicted model, not a curated record.